Orbilia oligospora ATCC 24927 is the source of this 939-nucleotide messenger RNA. RefSeq lists its product as uncharacterized. NCBI's taxonomy places the organism in Eukaryota, Fungi, Ascomycota, Orbiliomycetes, Orbiliales, Orbiliaceae. Gene Ontology annotation, molecular function: catalytic activity. Gene Ontology annotation, biological process: nucleoside metabolic process. The coding region runs from base 1 to 939 and encodes 312 amino acids. The record is from RefSeq and is a predicted model, not a curated record. The transcript has 2 exons.
AUGGAUGCGAACGGCGGCCAAGAAACAAAUCCUAUCAAGCUAACAGAUGACAUUGUUUGUCAUAGUCCCGAUGAACCCUUUGGAAAAUGCGAAUGUAAAGGCGAAGGGAAGUCAGAAAGGCACUCUCAUUUCGCCCAUACUCUACUUCCGUCAAAGCUAUUUCGUACUCAACUUACAACUAACCCAGUUCAACUCUGCCACGGUGGCGCAUUGAUCUUCGGAAAUGAUGAGAAAUCCAAGCAAUAUUUGGGGGAUCUCGGUCAUCCCGAAGUUAAUGCACCCCUAACUUCGCCUGAAUCAGAAACUUUGUCUAAUGAUGUCGACAGCGGUCUUGGGACAAGCCUAAGUCAGAGCUCUUUUUUCGAUCCGAGGACCAAGCUGGGUACCGAUCCAUCAUUUACGAAUUCGAAGUCCCGGUCAGGAAGAAGACUGACAUCAGCUCAGACUAGCGACGGCAUAGGGAUAGCCCAGGCUAGUCUGGUAUUCAGGCGUGAAGAAUAUAACGUUGGAAUAGUGUGCGCGCUUCCCAAAGAACACCUCGCAUUGGAAUCGGGGGGUGGCGUUCCUUCUGAAAAAAACGAUAUACAACUCGGUGAUGUUGUGGUUAGCCAUCCGGAAGGGGAUUCCACGGGUGUUAUUCAAUAUGAUUUUGGGAAGACCCUCAAGAACAACGAGUUUGUAAGGAAAGGAUUCCUACAGUCUCCGCCGCGCUUCAUAAUUACUGGGAUAAGCGACCUGGAAUCGGACCCGAACAAAGCCCGUUACCCGCUUCAAGCAUGUCUCGAGAGUAUCGCAACUCGACAUCCAGAGUACGGAUAUCCAGGAUAUCAGUUUGAUCCACUUCUUGCGGCCAAUGCCGAGCGUAAUCGCUCUAGUUCAGGGGACGGACAUAAAGAAGAAGAAAUACCUAGAAACAACGCCCAAGUGUCCAAGCUAUAA